AAGUUGGUGGGAGGGGGGAUAACGCUACCAAACACUCAUCAUCGGCGAAUAAAGCAUCUAUGACCAACGUUCUCUUCUAGCCCUGAUCUGCAGCCUGCAUAUGAAAAUAUAAACAGGCAGUGUAAAGUCGUAAGCAUUCUUGCUUCACACAUUUCGAGGCUUCCCUCAUUCCGAAGCUCCUGCCACACUCGGAUGCUUUUUGAACCCGCAACAAAAUGAAGGCCGUCUUUGCUGUUCCUGCGACGGUCCUACUCGUGCUUCGAGCCUACUCAAAAAAGUCGUUGACUCCAGGCGGAAUCGUGGCCGCGACUCUCACAGCAAUCGCUCAUGCCGUUCAUCCCUGGAACUUGCCAUUUGUCUUACUCGUCGUCUUUUUCCUCGCGGGGACACGCGCAACCCAUGUCAAGGAGAACGUCAAAGCUUCACUCACCCUGAAAGCAGGCGGCUCGUCGGGCGGCGAGGGUCCUCGGACGCACGUGCAGGUGCUUGCCAACUCGCUUACCGCCUCCAUCCUCUCUCUGCUGCACGCCUACCAGCUGCGGUCACGCGAGCGGGCCCUGCUCGCCCACCACCACGAAACCUCCGAUGCCGCCGGCAGCCUCUGCUUCUCCUGGGGCGGCGACCUCCUGGUGAUCGGCAUCAUCGCAAACUACGCCUGUGUAGCCGCCGACACGUUCAGUUCCGAGCUGGGCAUCCUGGCUACAGGCCAGCCGCGGCUCAUCACCAGCCUCACCUUGCGCAAAGUACCGCGCGGAACCAACGGCGGCGUCACAUUGACGGGCCUCGCUGCCGGCCUGCUCGGCAGCGUCAUUAUUGUCACGGCGGCCAUGCUCUUUCUGCCCUUCUGCAGCGAUGAGACUGCGGCCAGGCCAGGCGGCGGCGCGCCGUGGUCGAUCGAGCAGCGCCGGACGCUGAUUCUGGGCCUGACCGUCUGGGGGUUUCUGGGGAGUGUCGUGGACAGCGUGCUUGGUGGGCUAUUUCAGCGCAGCGUCAAGGAUGUCCGCAGCGGCAAGAUUGUCGAGGGCGAAGGGGGCGUGCGGGUGCUUGUGUCGUCGCCUGGUGGUGCUGCUGCGGGCGUUCACCGUCCCGAGCAUGAAAAGGACAUGGGGGCCGACAUCAAGUCUAGCCUGUUGCAUGGGGAGGGCGAGGCUGCCGUUGAGGACACGAGCUCGGCGGCGGUUGAAGGCGAGGUCGGUGCCGAUCGCUAUGAUCCGCGCAACAAGCACCGCCGGUCGAGCUUCGGCGACGAGAGGCCGUCGAGGAUCGUUGAGAGCGGGUGGGAUCUGCUGGACAACAAUGACGUCAACUUUCUGAUGGCGUUUUCCAUGAGUAUCGGUGCCAUGGCGGUUGGCUCGUGGUAUUGGCAGGUCCCGCUCUCAUCGGUUUUUCCAACAACCAGGGCGCAAUGAUAAGUGUAAGGUUUCAAGAGUUGAUGCUCCAAUUGUUACGAAUGUCCUUAUUGAUUGCAGGGGGGCCAGACAUGGGUAUUUCAAGGUCACCAAUAUGACCAUCAACUGAAAACCGAUGAUCAUAUCUCUGCAGUGUGUGUCAUUCAAUAUGAGAAAAGAAAAGACAGAGACUGGAAGCACAUCUGGCAGAAUUUAAGCUGCUCAAUGUGUCCAUCGUCGUGCAGUAAGUAUAGAGGGCAGCACUGCCAGUCGCCCGGGGCUGCCGUCGACUGUCGACUGUCGUUGGGGCAGGCAGGGGCUAGGGGACG
This is a messenger RNA of Canariomyces notabilis, 1717 nucleotides long. RefSeq lists its product as uncharacterized. Gene Ontology annotation, cellular component: membrane. The transcript has 3 exons. Bases 216 to 1409 code for a protein of 397 amino acids. The record is from RefSeq and is a predicted model, not a curated record. NCBI's taxonomy places the organism in Eukaryota, Fungi, Ascomycota, Sordariomycetes, Sordariales, Chaetomiaceae.